Molecule: messenger RNA, 788 nt
Organism: Vitis riparia (riverbank grape)
Lineage: Eukaryota; Viridiplantae; Streptophyta; Magnoliopsida; Vitales; Vitaceae
Exons: 3
Coding region: 118-444 (108 amino acids)
Source: RefSeq, a predicted model, not a curated record
AGUUUGCAGAGGCUUAAAACGGCGCCGUUCAACCGGCUGAGGGGAAGAAGCGAGAGACUGGUACGGCUGUGUGGUGUGGGUGGUGUAGAAUCUUGAAAUCAUAACUGCAGAUCGAAAAUGGCGUGGAGGCAAAUCAUCAGCAACAGAAUGGGAAUUUCAUGGCAGGCUGGGUUGCCUAGAUUCUUCUCCAAAUCCACUCCUUAUAUAGUGAAGGUUGGAAUACCAGAGUUUCUUAAUGGAAUAGGUAAAGGGGUUGAGACCCAUGUGGCUAAGCUUGAAACUGAGAUAGGAGACUUUCAGAAGCUGCUUGUCACCCGCACUCUCAGGCUUAAGAAACUCGGCAUUCCUUGCAAACAUAGGAAGCUGAUCUUGAGACACACCCACAAGUACAGGCUGGGACUAUGGAGGCCUCGGGCAGAGCCCAUCAAAUCUCAAUCUUCUUAGUAUCAGCACUCAAGACCUUUUAGUAUCACUUUGGCUGCUGCAAAAUUGAUUGCUGAACAUUUUUACAUGAAACCGUUCUGGAGAUUACUGUUUUGGGUUCUUAUGUUUGUAGGCUCUUCAUGUAUCCUCAUUCUGGGGUCUUAUAAUUUAGAUCCAAGGAUUUGCUGCCUAUUUGUCUCAAAUUUACCUUGAACAUAAAGGUUGGUUCACUGGUUCAAUUUCAGUUCUGCAUUCCUGCCAUCCUGUAGCCUAUCUUGUCUCUUUAGCAGUAGCAGAUUACUUUUGCAGAUGUUUACGUAACCAAUCCCUAAAAUGGAGAAUGAAAUGUGCUUAUCUAUUGGGUC